Benincasa hispida (wax gourd) is the source of this 642-nucleotide messenger RNA. RefSeq names its product NEDD8-specific protease 1-like. The record is from RefSeq and is a predicted model, not a curated record. Gene Ontology annotation, molecular function: cysteine-type peptidase activity; deNEDDylase activity. Lineage: Eukaryota; Viridiplantae; Streptophyta; Magnoliopsida; Cucurbitales; Cucurbitaceae. Gene Ontology annotation, biological process: proteolysis; protein deneddylation.
AUGGAGGACCCCAAGUUCUUGACCUACAAAAAUGUUGUGCUUCGAAGAUCAGAUUUGCAAAGUCUUGAAGAUCAAAACUAUUUAAACGACACUGUAAUUGAUUUCUACUUUGUUCAUCUCUCUGUUUACUACCAAUAUGAUGAAAUCCUCCUAAUUCCGACGAGCGUCUCAUUUUUGUUAGCUAAUGCUAUCGAUUUGGACAGUUUCACAUCCACAAUUAAAUCCCUAGACCUUCAGAAGAAGAAACUCAUCUUCUUCACUGUCAACAAUGACAAUUCUCACUGGAGCCUUUUUGUCUAUUGUAGAAAACGAAAUUUAUUUAUGCAUUACGAUAGUGUGAAUCAGGUAAACUGCAAAUUAGCUUUCUCAAUAUAUGAAUCUUUGAAUGACUAUAUUAUCCAUGAUUCGGCCAAAUUCAUGGAGUGUCUGGCACCUAAACAGAGGAAUUGGUACGAUUGUGGAUUAUAUGUAAUGGAAAUUUCUAGGGUUAUCUGUGAAUGCUAUUCCAAUGUUGAUCGAUUUCGAAACGAAGAAAAAGAUGGGAUUUGUGAGAGCGUGGAUUGUAAUUAUGUUGAGUUUGAUAUGCGUUCUAAAUUGUUGGGACUGAUUUUGAAAAUGAAGAACGAAGAAAUCAAACCUUAA